Pseudo-nitzschia multistriata is the source of this 1184-nucleotide messenger RNA. The record is from the annotation of a GenBank genome assembly. Lineage: Eukaryota; Bacillariophyta; Bacillariophyceae; Bacillariales; Bacillariaceae.
GACAAAAUAACACGUACCGUACGUUAUCGUACGGUAGGAUACGAUGCGAGCUUCAAUGUCAUCUGCUACUCUCCCGUCGUAAUUAUUAUAUUGUUUGAUCAAAAACGAAUUAAAGAUAGUCGAGGAUGAUGAUUUCCAGAAUCAAGAGAGCCAGUUUUAUUCUGGUUGCUGUAUUGGGAAUGGCUGCCACAGCUUCGGCAUCGGUAUUUUUGGGUGGUGCAAAAGAUGCCCAAGCUUCUCCUUUCGCGACGCGGCGUUCUUCUUCUUCCCAGAUAGGCAACCUUUACCACCGAAAGACCCGUGAAGCAGAAAUCGAAAGACAAAAAAUGGCCCGAGUUGUCCGACGAAACAUCAAUCCGACAGGCAACGGCGCAGCUAUGGCAAUUCCUGGUAUGUACUUUACGAAUCAACCACAAAAAAAAAGCAUGAAGUACACAUGCUGAACUGGGACAUGGGUUUCAAACAAUGAUCUCAAAUCCUUGUCUCUUUUUUGUCACGCAUAAAAUUUUGAUUCUCCCUCUUCAUACGCAAAUCGUAGGAUACGGAGUUGCAGAGCAGGUUUUCGUUGGAGGCUUUGCGAACUUUUUGAGUAUUUACAACAUCGUCAUCACCGCCCGCGUUCUUUUGUCAUGGUUUCCUCAAGCCCAAGGCGUCGGAGUGUUGCAACCCAUCUUCCAAAUCACUGAUCCUUAUUUGAAUCUCUUCCGUGGUCUCAUUCCUCCUGUUUUUGGGUUGGAUUUGAGUCCUAUUUUGGCGUUYGUGCUCUUGAAUGUCAUGACUAACGUUACCGCUGCAGUUGGGGCAGAAAUUACAGCCGACGACCGUAAAAAACUUCAAGAAUCCAGCCCUUUUGCCGUCAAACCGUACCAUAAGAAAAAUUCACAGAAGAAGUAUUCACCGCUUAUGAUGCAAGUAUGAUGAGGAACUUUCCAACCUUUUAUUCAAAAAGCUACAGUACAUGAUAAUAUUUUAGCACAAUUUAGUUACGAAUAUUCUUCGUAUAUUUAUGGUUUCAUAGCACUCUAUACUGAUCAUGCCUAAGUAUAUACUUCAAGUAUCGACAAAUGCUGUAGGAUUGAGGGUCAAUAAAUGAUGACAUCGCUGCUCUUCUCAUGUUUGUCGUCGCACUAGAAAAAUKUCUGAUAACAUGAACCUUUACCAUCUAAUCAAAGUUUAAGCAUUGA